AUGGAAAUUACUAAGCGCUAUUCCUUGCUGUGGGGCGCAGGGUACCGGCCACCAGGCUUUCAGGGUGCACCUGGGUACGGCCCUCCAGGUGGCCAGCCUGGGCCACCCUCAGGAGCGCCUGGUGGCUAUGGGCAGCCCAGUUACCCACCCUCUAACGCAGGUAUGGCAUUGCUGUGGCUGCAGAGCGUGCUGGACCAGUUUGAUUCGCUGACGCUGGGGCCGGGGGCGCCGGGGCAGCAGCAGGAUCCCAUGCAGAGCCCGGCCUACUACCCGCGGCCGACCGGUGAGGAGGCCGCUGCCGCGCGCGCACCCCUGCCGCCGGCCCACCCUGGCAACUGCGACGCGCGCUUCAUGCGGCCCACCGUCAACGCCGUACCCAACCAGCAGGCGAUGCGAGCGCGAUUCCAGCUGCCCACUGGGCUGAUCGUGCACCCGAUGGCCGAUCCGCAAGAUCUGCCAGUCAUCGGACUCGACGCGGGCGGCAUUGUGCGCUGCCGGCGCUGCCGCACCUACAUCAACCCCUUCGUUACCUGGACUGACAGCGGCAGGCGCUUCCAGUGCAACGUGUGCGGCAUGUUUACGGAUGUUCCGAUGGACUAUUUCUGCGCGCUCGACCAGAAUGGCCAGAGGCACGACAUUGCCCAGCACCCCGAGCUAACGCAGGGCUCUGUUGAGUACCUGGCGCCACAGGAGUACAUGGUGCGGCCGCCGAUGCCGCCGCGAUUCUUCUUCGUGAUAGACGUGUCGACUCAGGCGGUACAGUCGGGAUCGCUGCCGGUGGUGUGCCAGGCGAUCAAGGACAGCCUGGACAGCCUGCCCGGCAGCAGCCGCACCCAGAUCGGCUUCCUCACCUUUGACUCCUCCCUCCACUUCUACAACCUCAAGUCCAGCCUCUCCCAGCCCCAGAUGCUGGUUGUGGCGGAGAUAGAGGAGCCCUUCCUGCCGCUGCCGGAUGAUCUGGUGGUGAAUCUGCAUGAGAGCCGUGCUGUAGUGGAAGCUCUUCUCGACUCCCUCCCCCAGAUGUUUGCCAGCAACAUGGUGGUGGAGAGUGCUAUGGGCCCUGCGCUUCAGGCGGCGUUCCUGGCCAUGCAGGACUUUGGGGGCAAGAUGCUGCUCUUCCAGAGCGCCGUGCCCUCCCUUGGCCUGGGCAAGAUAAAGAACCGGGACAAUGCUGCGCUGUGGGGCACGGACUCGGAGCACAAGCUGCGCAACCCGGACGACCCCUUCUACAAGAAGUUUGCCGCCGAGUGCUCCCGCGUCCAGAUCGCAGUCGACGUCUUCGUGCUUGGGGCGGCGAGCGGGCAGGGGAUGCCGGCGGUGUACAUGGACCUGGCAUCGCUGGCGACGCUGCCCAAGUACACCUGCGGCCAGCUCUAUUCUCUGCCGGCCUUCAGCGCCAAGCGCGACGGCCCCAAGCUGGCGCAUGACGUGCGGCACAACCUGUCGCGGCCGACGGCUUGGGAGGCCGUCAUGCGCAUCCGCUGCUCCAAGGGCCUGCGCAUCUCCUCCUUCCACGGCCACUUCUUCAUCCGCUCCUCCGACCUGCUCGCCCUGCCGCAGGUGGACCCAGACAAGGCAUUCGCGGUGCAGAUCCAGCACGACGAGUCCGUGGUGACCGGCCCCGUCGCCUACGUCCAAUGCGCGCUGCUCUACACCUCCUCCAACGGGGAACGCCGCAUCAGGCGCGCCAUCAGUCACCUGACUCAGGUGCACACGAUGGCGAUGCCGGUGGUGACAGAGGUGCAGGACCUCUUCCGGGCGGUGGACGGCGGCGCCACGCUGACACUGCUCGCCAAGCUGGCAAUGGAGAAGGCCUGCACCUCCAAGCUGGACGACACGCGCAACGCCAUACAGACAAAGCUGGUGCUGGCGCUGCGCGAGUACCGGCUGCUGCACGCGGCCGCCUCGCGCGGGACGACUCUGCCGCACAACAAGCUCAUCUUCCCGCCCACCCUGCGCUACCUGCCCGUCUGGAUUCUGGGGCUGCUGAAGACGCCGGCGCUGCGCGGGAGCAUGCGCGACGUGGCGACGGACGAGCGGGCGGCCUUCUGCUUCGACAUCAGCUCUGCCGGGGUGGACCAGCUGCUCACGUGGGUCUACCCCUCGCUCUACCCAGUCCAUGACCCCUCCGGCGACUGGGGCAAGCCCGACGCCCAGGGCAGGAUAACCCGGCCGCUGCCGUCGCCGAUGACGAUGGAGGCGGUGGACAGUUCGGGGGCGUACCUGCUCGACUCCGGCCGCAUCUUCGUCCUCUGGCUUGGCGCCAACGGUUUGACCCUUAAAUUAUUGACCCUGCAGGUGUUUGAGGUGGAUGCCUCACGCGGCCAGCCGGACGGCUUCUCGCUGCAGGUGGAGCCGCCGCGGCAGUCGGACCUCAGCCGCCGCAUCUGCGCGCUCCUCAACGACCUGCGCGCGCACCGCAGCAACUACGCCGGCUGCUUCGUCGUCCGCCAGGGCACACAGCCGGAGGCGCACGUGCUGCCCUGGUUUGUGGAGGACAGGACGCAGAUCUCACAGUCCUACCAGGAGUUUGCCGCCAUGCUGCAGAAGUCUGUCAUGGCCAAGUCGUGA
Coccomyxa subellipsoidea C-169 is the source of this 2571-nucleotide messenger RNA. Its product is annotated as COP-II coat subunit. Gene Ontology annotation, cellular component: COPII vesicle coat; endoplasmic reticulum exit site. Gene Ontology annotation, biological process: intracellular protein transport; COPII-coated vesicle cargo loading; endoplasmic reticulum to Golgi vesicle-mediated transport. The transcript is spliced from 16 exons. Gene Ontology annotation, molecular function: SNARE binding; zinc ion binding. The coding region runs from base 1 to 2571 and encodes 856 amino acids. NCBI's taxonomy places the organism in Eukaryota, Viridiplantae, Chlorophyta, Trebouxiophyceae, Coccomyxaceae. The record is from RefSeq and is a predicted model, not a curated record.